Messenger RNA from Pungitius pungitius (ninespine stickleback), 1864 nucleotides. Its product is annotated as integumentary mucin C.1. The record is from RefSeq and is a predicted model, not a curated record. The transcript is spliced from 2 exons. Lineage: Eukaryota; Metazoa; Chordata; Actinopteri; Perciformes; Gasterosteidae. The coding region runs from base 131 to 937 and encodes 268 amino acids.
UUUCAUCUUACUUUUGCAGAGGAAGGUAGGAGCAGACAAGGUACCAGUGGGAGAAGUGUCCACCUCCUGUACAACGGGACAUUUUACGUUACAUUGGCAGUUCAACUCUACCUCCUUCUGACUCUCCACCAUGAAGAUCUGGUCUCUGGGAUUUUGCCUAAUGGCUCUGCUGACAUUAACAAAGGCUCAACCCACAGUUAGAGCUAAUUUAACCAUGAGUACCACUGAAGACAUGUCCUCGACCACCACUACAAGGGAAGUGACCAAAACCAUAACAACCGACAUCCCCCCGACCACUACAACCAGUCAUCCUGCAACAACUACGCCCCCACCCACCACUACAAGUGAAAAGACCACCACCACACAGACCACUACAACCAGUCAUCCUGCAACAACUACGCCCCCACCCACCACUACAAGUGAAAAGACCACCACUACACAGACCACUACAACCAGUCAUCCUGCAACAACUACGCCCCCACCCACCACUACAAGUGAAAAGACCACCACCACACCAACCACUACAACCAGUCAUCCUGCAACAACUACGCCCCCACCCACCACUACAAGUGAAAAGACCACCACUACACAGACCACUACAACCAGUCAUCCUGCAACAACUACGCCCCCACCCACCACUACAAGUGAAAAGACCACCACCACACCAACCACUACAACCAGUCAUCCUGCGACAACUACGCCCCCACCCACCACUACAAGUGAAAAGACCACCACCACACCAACCACUACAACCAGUCAUCCUGCGACAACUAGGCCCCCACCCACCACUACAAGUGAAAAGACCACCACCACAGAGACCACAACCACUGCAACCACAACAACACCCAGCGGAGGCUCAGGAGUCAAAGCUUCUCUGAUGUUGUCUCUUGUGCCACUGAUGCUCCACACGCUCUUCAAAGCUGCAAAUUUAGCCUAAAAUGACGGUAAAUGAAAUGUUUAAAUUACUUUGUGUUCAAAAACACAAAUGAAGUCUGACUAAAUACAUCCAAAAAAAGGAGUGAAAUAUUGAAUAAAAUCUACAAAAUAGCAUUUAUAACAUUUCCAGAUUAUUCUUAUGUCACUGUGUAACUCUCGCAUUGAAUUGAAUGAGAAAAUGCAUUUACACUUUUGACUUUUAGUGAAUAUUAUAAGCUUAAGGUUUCGUCGGCAGUUCUAUAGCAUCACAAUAACAUUUCAAAGAAGCCGACACUAGAGCUCUUAAUACCAGCAUCAAUGUCCAAGCCCGGUUAUAAUCAGCUGCUAUCAUCGCUAACGAGAUGUCUUGCUAGCGGCUAAACUUAGUGAAACCUCUUACUUUGUUUAUGACAAACCAGCAAGUCAACGUGACGUCACAGAUGUGAACCAGCGUGGAUUGCUGUUUUUAGCGCGAGUCAUUGGAUGCGUGGCGUGAGUGUGUGUGAAAAAGCUUGUGUGUGUGUCACAGGGGAAAGCGUGAGCGAUGGCAGCCUGUAGCUGUGUUUGUUGGCGUGACAACAACUUUCCUAACAGUUAAACAUCAAGCAAGUGCAACACAAGACAAAGCAAGACAGCAAAUAACUUACUGAAUAGUCCAACAGAAAUGUAACAUGCAAAAUAACCUACACUUUCACUCAUGUUGGCCUAUGUGAUCAUGAGGUCAGAAUGCACACAGAAAUGUACCUAAUAGUACACACUUGUUGCAAUUUUCAUUUUCAAUAAAGGGGUAAAUUGGCCUUUAAUUAUGUGUCCAUCUUUAAUGUACCCAACCCACAUAGCUUUACGUUUUUUUCCACCUCAAACACACCUGUAAAAUUAUGUAAUUCAUACUUAUAGAAAUAACUAUGUAGUCAUAUAGCUAGAUACGGACAAUAGGUCUACAUAGCUG